Messenger RNA from Neomonachus schauinslandi (Hawaiian monk seal), 1139 nucleotides. Its product is annotated as coiled-coil domain-containing protein 74B. The coding region runs from base 1 to 1059 and encodes 352 amino acids. Lineage: Eukaryota; Metazoa; Chordata; Mammalia; Carnivora; Phocidae. The transcript is spliced from 9 exons. The record is from RefSeq and is a predicted model, not a curated record.
AUGGUGGCGGAAGGCUGGGGCAGCCCAGCCACCGAGUGGGCGUGCAGCGGCGGUGGCGGCAGCGGCUACAUGAGCGCUGGGGUGGCUGCGGCCGGGCAGCGGCCCCCCAGCUCGGGGAUCCUGGGCUCUCGGGGCGCGUCGCGCCCGCGCCCCCGCCCGCCCGCGGUCCUCCAGCACCCGGGACAGCACGGCGCGCAGGCUGGGCACAGCGACGCGCAGAAGCGGGUCCUGGACCUGGAGAAGAGCCUGCUGUUCCUGCAGCAGCAGCACUCCGAGACACUGGUCAAGCUCCACGAGGAGAUCGAGUACCUCAAGCGGGAGAACAAGGAUCUCCAUUACAAGCUAAUAAUGAAUCAGAAGCCAAAGAAAGGCAGCAUUUCCAAUUCCAGCUUUCAGUCCAUCAAGUCCGUCUCAAAUUCGACGUCAGCCAGCUCUCAAGGCAAGGCCAGGACCCAGCUUAGCUUCUCCAAGAAGCAAGACUCGAAAGCUGACGUUCCCCAGAAGACGGACCUGGAAGAAGAGAGCCCAGUUGCUGCCCUGUUUCACAAUAGCAAGCUGGACAAAGCCCCUGGGAUGCAGGGGCCGGCCAAAGAUGAAGAAGGGGAGACCUCCAGGGCAGUGGCCGCCUCUGCGGCAGGCAGCCAGCACAAGGGCAAGCAGCCCCCUGGGAUGAGCCUGCCCCCGUACCUGCGCAAGCCCACCACGCUUCAGCAGUGUGAGGUGGUCAUCCGCCAGCUGUGGAAUGCCAACCUCCUGCAGGCCCAAGAGUUGCAGCACCUCAAGGCCCUCCUGGAAGGGAAUCAGAGGCCCAAGGCUGCCCCCAAGGAGGCUGGGCCCAGCUCUCCCAAGGACCAGGAGGCCCUUCACCCGGGAGCCAUGCAGCUCCCCAAGGUCCCCACCAAGGGCGUCCCCAAGAAAUGCCUGAUUCUGAGCCCGAUGCCCGUGGCGGAGCGCUCCAUCCUGCCGGCGCUGAAGCAGACCCUGAAGAGUAACUUCGCCAAGCGGCAGAAAAGGCUGCAGGUGGUGCAGAGCCGGCGGCUGCACCGCUCUGUGCUCUGAGGCCCGCGGCACCCGUCUGCGUCUGCGCGGCAGGUCUCGGCCAGGCCCGUGCCCCUCCCCCGCACCCUUCUGCUGGAGAC